Messenger RNA from Halichondria panicea, 604 nucleotides. Its product is annotated as mitotic-spindle organizing protein 2-like. The record is from RefSeq and is a predicted model, not a curated record. Gene Ontology annotation, cellular component: spindle; centrosome. The transcript has 4 exons. The coding region runs from base 84 to 551 and encodes 155 amino acids. Lineage: Eukaryota; Metazoa; Porifera; Demospongiae; Suberitida; Halichondriidae.
UAAUAGGUGUUCAUUAAUUGGGGAUUGCCUUUAAAGUUAUCUUCUUGAAUUGCACAUCAGCUUCCCCUUUUUUUGUAAGAGCAAUGGCUUCCCACAGAAGUACUCCAACUGAAGAGGGAAAAAAGUACAGUUACAGUGCUAGCUCCUUCAAAAUCAAGACAAAUGAAGAGGAGCUGUUUGAGCUGGUGCAGCUGAGUGAAGUUCCUGUGGAUAAAGAGCUGUUCAAAGUGCUUUUGGAGUUGCUCAAAAUGAACAUUGCCCCAGUCGCUAUUCUCCAGGUGCUCAAGUCACUAAAGUCACCCCAUUCCACUGUACUAAGCUCUGAGCCUCUUAAACCAUCGAGAGACCACUCAAAGCCUCCCUCUUCAAAAUCUCACCCCUCCAAGUCAUCCAAAAAGCCCUCUGCACCUAAAGAACCAUCUUCAAGCAAUCAAGACCACAAGAGAUCCUCUAGUAAAAACUCUAGCAGAGGUUCAAGCUCUCAGAAAAGAACAGUAGCGCCUAGUGGCAGUAGCUCAGUACGCAAAGAGAAAACAACUCCUAAGACCUAAUGUUUGUUCAUGAUAUUCUGUUGGCCAUUCCAUGGAGGAUCCAUACCACUUCA